GACAAAAGAGCGAAGAGAGAGACAAACCUCGCAGGUCGAAGCUGAGGGCCAUGGCUCGUGGUCAGCAGAAGAUUCAGUCCCAGCAGAAGAACGCCAAGAAGGCAGCAGAGAAGAAGAAAAAUAAUGGCGCCGACCAGAAGACGGCAGCAAAGGCAGCUCUGGUCCACACCUGCCCCGUCUGCCGGACACAGAUGCCUGACCCAAAGACAUUUAAGCAGCACUUUGAGAGCAAACACCCCAAGUCCCCAAUGCCUCCCGAGCUGGCGGACGUUCAGGCAUAAAGAGCAGCUGACUGGACCAGGAUACACAAUGACCACGGAUUAAACGUUGAAUCGCGGCGCCAGGAAGGAUGUUGAGGAAGAACACUGGGACCUGUCAGUAUUCACGGACAACGGGUUGGGACGGACGGAGGGCGGGAGGAAGGAAGGAAGGGGGUGGAUGUGUGUAUAUGCUGUGCACGUACGUGUGUUUGUGUAAGAGGAAACGAUAACGACAGGGGGCAGAGGUACACCAGCACCCCAUUUUUUUUAUAUUUAUUGUGUACAACUACCUUGCUAUUCCAGAGAGAGGGAUCACAGGAAGCAGAACCAGCAAAGAAUGCCUGCUAACACUGAAUUAAGGUAUCUCCUGAUCAAUGAAAGGAGUCAAUGAGUGUGAACAGCACAUCCAAACCCCCC
This is a messenger RNA of Scomber japonicus (chub mackerel), 677 nucleotides long. RefSeq names its product Zinc finger protein 706-like. The transcript is spliced from 4 exons. The record is from RefSeq and is a predicted model, not a curated record. NCBI's taxonomy places the organism in Eukaryota, Metazoa, Chordata, Actinopteri, Scombriformes, Scombridae. Bases 51 to 281 code for a protein of 76 amino acids.